AAACGGAGUCAUUUCGUAUUUUGCAUUUCGGUUAAGCGAACGCGGGACGAGUUGGCUGGUCGCGCUGAUAUAAAGCACGCGAUUUAUCGUAGUUCAGUACAUAAAUAUUGCUAACGUAGUUUGAAGCCAGUCAUUGUGUCUAUUCUUAACGCAUAGCGACGUGAUAUUCCACUGCCAAACGUGCUUGGUGACGCUCUUCUCCGAUUCGCGAAUAGUUUUUAGUACUAGUUGGAUAAUAAUCCCUAAUCCCACGAAAAAUGCCUACUUGGACGCAAAUUCAAUCACAGCUUCGCAAUCCCAGCAAUCCGGUGGUGUUCAUGGAUAUUACCGUCGGUACAGCGCAUUGUAUUGCUAUCGACAGGAAAUUGGCCGCAUGGUGUUUGAAUUGUAUGCGGAUGCUGUGCCGAAAACGUGCGAAAACUUCCGACAGUUCUGUACGGGCGAGUACAAAAAGGAUGGGGUUCCGAUAGGAUACAAGGGUUCCAGCUUCCAUCGCGUUAUUAAGGACUUUAUGAUACAAGGAGGCGAUUUUGUUAAUGGCGAUGGAACGGGUGUCAUGAGCAUCUACGGUAGUGCUACCUUUCCCGACGAACAUUUUUUGCUGAAGCACGACGCACCCGGUUUGCUCUCAAUGGCAAAUAGCGGGAAGGACACAAAUGGGUGCCAGUUUUUCAUCACUUGUUCAAAGUGUAACUUCCUUGACUAUAAACACGUCGUGUUUGGGCGCGUCCUGGAUGGGCUGUUAAUUAUGCGAAAGAUCGAAAACGUGCCGACGGGACCGAACAAUAAGCCCAAGCUACCCGUAGUCAUAUCUCAGUGCGGCCAGCUGUAGCAACAUUCCAGCGGACAGUGGUGCUGUAUAAAAGUGUAAUAAACCCAACGAAGCGCCUGCCUAGAAUCUUUGGUCUUAAAAAAAGCAAGUACCGUUUUCUUGUAUGGAUUAUAAAAAACCCGUGAUGAUUAUGAAUAUGAACUUGGUUCGCAUUCCCGGACUAUGC
Messenger RNA from Anopheles moucheti, 998 nucleotides. RefSeq names its product peptidyl-prolyl cis-trans isomerase H. Bases 374 to 832 code for a protein of 152 amino acids. Gene Ontology annotation, biological process: protein folding; protein peptidyl-prolyl isomerization. Gene Ontology annotation, molecular function: peptidyl-prolyl cis-trans isomerase activity. The transcript is spliced from 3 exons. The record is from RefSeq and is a predicted model, not a curated record. Gene Ontology annotation, cellular component: intracellular membrane-bounded organelle. NCBI's taxonomy places the organism in Eukaryota, Metazoa, Arthropoda, Insecta, Diptera, Culicidae.